This is a messenger RNA of Mesorhabditis spiculigera, 1560 nucleotides long. The record is from the annotation of a GenBank genome assembly. Lineage: Eukaryota; Metazoa; Nematoda; Chromadorea; Rhabditida; Rhabditidae.
AUGGUGUUCAUCGAGACGUUCCUGGGCAUGGCCCGGUAUCUAUCACCGCGAAACGACGACGACUGGUCCGAUCGGAUGCACUAUCUCUACACCCCGAAUAUUCUGCUCGCCUUCUCGAUUCUCGUCUCGUUCAAGCAGUUCGGCGGUCGCCCCAUCGAGUGCAUGUUCCCCAACAAAUUUCCCGGGUCUUGGGAGCAGUACGCCGAGAACUACUGCUGGUCCCAGGACACGUAUUUCGUCGAGCCCGACAAGCACGUCGAGCAGAUGACCCUAGAGGAACGGUCAUCGCACACGCGCCAGCUCUCCUACUACCAAUGGGUCCCAUUCUUCCUGCUGCUCCAAGCCGCGUUUUUUCGGGCCCCAAGUCUAAUGUGGAAAUACGUGUCUAACCAUUCGGGCAUCCGCAUCCACGAGGUCGUCGAAAAGGCGAUGGACACCGGGAAUGUUGACGAGACUGUACGAGAACAAAAUGUCGUAGUGCUGGAGAAACAUCUCAAAAAGGCACUUCGAUUCCAGCGGCGGAUGGAGAAGAAAAAUGUGGUAAUCCAUCGCACGUUCUCCUGCCUAAACUUCCAAUAUUCCUCGAGCUACAUCUCGGUCGUCUACAUGUUCACCAAGGUCAUCUACCUCGGCAACUGCCUGCUGCAGCUGUGGCUCAUGAAUUACUUCCUGAAAACGGAUCGGUAUGGAAUGUACGGUAUCGACGUGCUGUACGAUGUGAUUACGGGUGUACGGUGGGAGACAAGCGGAUAUUUCCCGAGGACAUCUGUCUGCGAUUUUACGGUGCGUCAAGUGGCCAACAUCCAAAAAUACUCUGUCCAAUGCGUGCUGGUGAUCAACAUUUUUACCGAGAAAAUCUUCAUCCUCCUCUGGUUCUGGUAUCUGCUCCUUCUGUCUGCCUCGCUAUUUACCGUGCUCUAUUGGGUGAUAUUGCUAUCGUUCCCCUGUUUCUCGCGAUGGUUCGUCGGCCAGCACCUUGAGCUGAGCAGCCUGGGAGGGUAUUCGGCGAGAACGAAAAAAUGCCGAGAUGAUCUCUACAAAUUUGUCCACGGCUACCUCCAUCGCGAUGGGGUCUUUGUCCUGAGAAUGGUAUCCUCGCACGCCGGUGUCAUCUUCACGACCGAUUUGGUGCUGGCCCUGUGGAAAGAAUUCUACGGAAUCGAACAGAAGAUGCUGGAAUCGGACCCGGAGAGCUCCGUCGACCCGGAAGAACAAAAUCAGAAAAAUCUGAAUUUAAGACAACGCCGGGGGCGCCGGGUCAAGACGUUGGUAGAUGAGGAAGGGCUGGCCGCCCACCUAAUCCCGGUGACCCCGGGCCACCAUGACGAUGAUGAAGACAGCGCCACGAGCACAGACUCGGAAAAGCGGGCCGAGCAAAGGACAAGAGCUCGAAUCCCGACGCCAGAACUGUUAGAACGCUUCGACUCUCCAAAAUCCCGCUCGCCAGUGGAGCAACGGUACGAAUUCGAGGAAAAUCUCGGAUUCCGUGACACUCCAGAUGACAAUACAGUACCCAAUUCCUCUCGCGACUACGAUUAUGACCAAUAUACGGAUAGGUAU